GCUAAUUGCAACACUAAGCAUUUCAGUAAGCAAGAUUUUUUCACCUUUGUUUACUGCAAGAAAACUCACUGAAAGGAAAAGCAGCAGAAAAUGGCCAAAGAAGAAAGUAAGAAAGACUCUCUCAGAAUGAAUAUGAAGGGUUGCACUAACAAUGGAUUUGUACAAAAUGAGCCAGUCAUAGAAAGGGAAAUUGACAGCAACCAGGCAGAUCCACUGAAGACAAGUGAUGUUGACAUCCCUUUCCAAGAGCUGGACCCUACAAUUAUCAAGCCCUAUGCAGGGAUGCCCAAAGAAGUCCUGCUUCUAUACUCAAGCCAAGCGAGGUACAGAGUCACCCGAGAGAUCCUCUUCUGGCUCAUCAUUGCAUCGGUUCUUGUGCUCAUAGGUGUAACUAUUGCAAUUAUUAUCCUGUCUCCAAAGUGUCUUGACUGGUGGCAAAUCAGUCCUAUAUACCAGAUCUACCCUCGUUCUUUUAAGGACAGCAAUCAGGAUGGCAAUGGUGAUCUGAAAGGUAUAAAAGAGAAACUUGACCAUAUCAUAAAUUUAAACAUAAAGAAUGUGUGGAUUACUUCUUUUUAUAAAUCAUCUGUUAAAGAUUUCCGAUAUGGUGUUGAAGAUUUCCGAGAAAUUGAUCCUAUUUUUGGAACAAUGAGAGAAUUUGAGAAUCUUGUUGCAGCUAUACAUGACAAAGGUUUGAAGCUAAUAUUGGAUUUUAUACCAAAUCACACAAGUGAUAAUCAUAUUUGGUUUCAAUUGAGUCGGAAUCGGACGGGAAAAUAUACAGAUUAUUACAUCUGGCAUAAUUGUACACGAGAAGGUAACAGCACCAAACUACCUAAUAACUGGUUGAGUGUCUAUGGAAACUCUAGUUGGCAGUAUGAUGAUGUGCGGAAUCAAUGUUAUUUUCACCAAUUCACAAAAGAGCAACCUGAUUUAAAUUUCCGGAAUCCUGAUGUGCAGGAGGAAAUAAAGGAAAUUAUACGGUUUUGGCUUGGAAAGGGUGUUGAUGGAUUUAGUUUUGAUGCCGUUAAAUUUCUCCUAGAAGCAACACAUCUGAGAAAUGAACCUCAAGUGGAUAAAAAUCAAAUUCUGGUGACAAACUACUCUGAGCUGUAUCAUGACUAUACCACCACCCAAAUUGGGAUGCAUGACAUUCUCCGCAGUUUUAGGCAGACCAUGGACCAGUUCAGCAGGGAGCCUGGUAGAUACAGAUUUAUGGGAACUGAAGCAAGAAACCAGGAAGACAUUGAAGAAACCAUGAUGUACUAUGGAGAGCCUUUUGUCCAAGAAGCAGAUUUUCCCUUCAAUUUUUACCUCACAGAAAUGAAUGUUCUCUCUGGAACCAAGGUAUUUGAAGUUGUAGAAUCCUGGAUGAAGAACAUGCCAGAAGGAAAAUGGCCCAAUUGGAUGAUCGGAGGACCUGAUAUUGUUCGGUCAUCUUCUCGUUAUGGAAAAGACUACGUCAAUGUCAUGAAUAUGCUAAUCUUAACACUUCCUGGGACACCUAUAACUUAUUAUGGUGAAGAAAUAGGAAUGGAAAAUCUUUUAAAAGCAGAUGUAAAUGAAAGCUAUGAUAUUACCACCCUGUUUUCAAAGUCUCCAAUGCAGUGGGACAACAGCUCCAAUGCUGGGUUUAGUGAAGGCAACCAAACCUGGUUACCCAUCAAUACAGAUUACCAAGUUCUGAAUGUUGAGGUUCAGAAGACUCAAGCCACUUCCCCGCUAAAGCUGUAUCAAGAACUAAGUGCCCUGCGCCUCAAUGAGCUGCUUCUUAGCCGUGGAUGGCUGUGCUACCUUUGGCACGAUGCUAACGUUGUGGUAUACAUGAGAGAACUUGACGGUUUAGACAGAGUCUUUACCAUGGUGCUGAAUUUUGGAGACACAGCAGUAGUGAAUUUGCAGGCUCUUUCUAUAGGACUCCCAGAAAAAGCAAGCAUCAAGCUGAGCACCAUACCCACUGACCGAGGUGAGACUGUGACCACGAACGCAGUGACAGCCAGAAAGGGGGAAGGACUCAUUCUGGAGCACAAAAUGCCUAAACUCCUGCACCAUCAAGAAGCCUUCAAAGACAAGUGUCUUGUUUCAAGCAAAGCAUGUUAUUCUAGCUUCUUAAAUAUCUUAUAUGAUGCCUGCUGAGAUACUGUCAUCGGUUGUUUGGGUCUCAGACUGCCGCAGUCAUUUCACCUGUAGCUCGACAAUGAAUGUGACCAAUUUUAAUUUUUAAGUAUUUCUACAAAUUGAAUUUAGGUGAAAAGUUAUGCAAUACUCUUAAGAUAUAAUAAAUACAGAAAACCAUAUGUAAAAA
Messenger RNA from Antechinus flavipes (yellow-footed antechinus), 2305 nucleotides. RefSeq names its product solute carrier family 3 member 1 (gene SLC3A1). The record is from RefSeq and is a predicted model, not a curated record. Bases 91 to 2136 code for a protein of 681 amino acids. Gene Ontology annotation, biological process: carbohydrate metabolic process; amino acid transport. The transcript is spliced from 10 exons. Lineage: Eukaryota; Metazoa; Chordata; Mammalia; Dasyuromorphia; Dasyuridae.